UGUUGAGGGCGGCUCGCUGCAAGCCGCGGUGUGUCCAUUGCCGGUGUUCUGACGGCGCCUGCGGCAAAGCGCGCCCUCUCCGCCGGAGCUGUCCUCAGGUAUUGGAAUAAAGAUAAUUAGGUUUCUGUGAAAAUGUCAGUCCUGAUAUCACAGAGUGUCAUAAAUUAUGUAGAAGAAGAGAACAUUCAUGCUCUGAAAGCUCUUCUGGAAAAAUGCAAAGAUGUAGAUGAGAGAAAUGAGUGUGGCCAGACUCCAUUGAUGAUAGCUGCCGAACAGGGCAAUCUGGAAAUAGUGAAAGAAUUAAUUAAGAAUGGAGCCAAUUGCAACCUGGAAGAUUUGGAUAACUGGACGGCACUUAUAUCGGCCUCGAAGGAAGGGCAUGUGCACGUCGUGGAGGAGCUGCUGAAGUGCGGGGCGGACUUGGAGCACCGCGACAUGGGAGGCUGGACGGCGCUCAUGUGGGCCUGUUACAAGGGCCGCACCGAGACGGUGGAGCUGCUGCUGUCUCACGGCGCCAACCCAAGCGUCACUGGUCUGCAGUACAGUGUUUACCCAAUCAUUUGGGCAGCGGGGAGGGGCCAUGCAGAUAUAGUGCAUCUUCUGCUGCAAAAUGGUGCUAAAGUCAACUGCUCUGAUAAGUAUGGGACCACCCCUCUGGUCUGGGCUGCACGCAAGGGCCAUCUGGAGUGCGUGAAACAUUUGUUGGCCACGGGAGCUGAUGUCGACCAAGAAGGAGCUAAUUCAAUGACCGCACUUAUCGUGGCAGUAAAAGGAGGCUACACACAGUCAGUGAAAGAAAUUUUGAAGAGGAAUCCAAAUGUCAAUUUAACGGAUAAGGAUGGAAACACAGCGUUGAUGAUUGCGUCGAAAGAGGGCCACACCGAGAUCGUGCAGGACCUGUUGGACGCGGGGACCUACGUGAACAUGCCUGACAGGAGUGGGGAUACUGUGUUGAUUGGCGCUGUCAGAGGUGGUCACGUGGAGAUUGUUCGAGCGCUUCUCCAGAAAUACGCCGAUAUAGACAUUAGAGGGCAGGACAAUAAAACUGCUCUGUACUGGGCUGUCGAGAAGGGGAACGCCACCAUGGUGAGAGACAUCCUGCAGUGCAACCCCGACACCGAGAUGUGCACGAAGGAUGGUGAAACGCCGCUGAUCAAGGCCACCAAGAUGAGAAACAUUGAAGUGGUGGAGCUGCUGCUAGAUAAAGGAGCCAAAGUGUCUGCCGUGGAUAAGAAAGGAGACACUCCUUUGCACAUCGCCAUUCGCGGAAGGAGUCGGAGACUCGCAGAACUUCUUUUAAGAAACCCCAAAGACGGGAGGUUGCUGUACAGGCCCAACAAAGCAGGCGAGACACCCUACAACAUUGACUGCAGCCAUCAGAAAAGUAUCUUAACGCAGAUAUUUGGAGCCAGACACUUGUCCCCUACGGAAACGGACGGUGACAUGCUGGGUUAUGAUCUGUACAGCAGCGCCCUGGCGGACAUUCUCAGCGAGCCCACCAUGCAGCCACCCAUUUGUGUGGGGCUGUAUGCGCAGUGGGGGAGUGGGAAAUCUUUCCUGCUCAAGAAGCUGGAAGAUGAAAUGAAGACUUUUGCAGGGCAGCAGGUCGAACCCCUUUUUCAGUUCUCGUGGCUCAUCGUGUUCCUGACCCUGCUGCUUUGCGGAGGGCUGGGCUUGCUGUUUGCUUUCGCGGUCGACCCAAACCUCGGGAUAGCAGUGUCACUGAGCUUCCUGGCUCUCUUAUAUAUAUUUUUUAUCGUCAUUUACUUUGGUGGACGAAGGGAAGGAGAGAGCUGGAAUUGGGCCUGGGUCCUCAGUACCAGGCUGGCCAGGCACAUCGGGUAUUUGGAACUCCUCCUCAAACUGAUGUUCGUGAAUCCGCCGGAACUGCCCGAGCAAACCACUAAAGCUUUACCAGUGAGGUUCUUGUUUACAGAUUACAAUCGGCUGUCCAGUGUAGGGGGAGAAACAUCCAUGGCUGAAAUGAUCGCCACCCUCUCGGAUGCCUGUGAGAGGGAGUUUGGCUUUUUGGCAACCAGGCUUUUCCGUGUAUUCAAGACCGAAGACACACAGGGUAAAAAGAAAUGGAAAAAAACGUGCUGUCUUCCAUCUUUUGUCAUUUUCCUUUUUAUCUUUGGCUGCAUUAUUGCUGGAAUUACUCUCCUGGCUAUAUUCAGAGUUGACCCCAAACAUCUGACGGUGAAUGCGGUCCUUAUAUCAAUUGCAUCUGUUGUGGGGUUGGCCUUUGUGCUGAAUUGCCGGACCUGGUGGCAGGUGCUGGACUCGCUCCUGAAUUCGCAAAGGAAACGCCUCCAUAGCGCCGCCUCCAAGCUGCACAAGUUGAAAAGUGAAGGAUUCAUGAAAGUUCUUAAGUGCGAAGUGGAACUGAUGGCCCGGAUGGCGAAAACCAUUGACGGCUUCACGCAGAAUCAGACGAGGCUGGUGGUUAUCAUCGAUGGGCUGGAUGCCUGCGAGCAGGACAAAGUGCUCCAGAUGCUGGACACCGUCCGAGUUCUGUUUUCAAAAGGCCCAUUCAUUGCCAUUUUUGCAAGUGAUCCACAUAUUAUUAUAAAGGCAAUUAACCAGAACCUCAACAGUGUGCUUCGUGACUCAAAUAUAAACGGACAUGACUACAUGCGCAAUAUAGUUCACUUGCCUGUUUUCCUUAAUAGUCGUGGACUAAGCAGUGCGAGAAAAUUUCUUGUAACUUCAACAACAAACGGGGACAUUCCAUGCUCAGAUGCUACAGGGAUGCAGGAAGAUGCUGACCGAAGAGUUUCACAGAACAGCCUUGGAGAGAUGACAAAACUCGGUAGCAAGACAGCCCUCAACAGACGGGACACGUACCGGAGAAGGCAGAUGCAGCGGACCGUCACCCGGCAGAUGUCCUUCGAUCUUACAAAACUGCUGGUGACGGAGGACUGGUUCAGCGACAUAAGUCCUCAGACCAUGAGAAGAUUGCUUAAUAUUGUUUCCGUGACAGGUGACUUAGUAUCAAAGAAUAUUCCAACAACUAAAGAUGUCGAGCCGCUGCUGGAAAUAGAUGGAGAUAUAAGAAAUUUUGAGGUGUUUUUGUCCUCAAGGACCCCAGUUCUUGUGGCUCGAGAUGUGAAAACCUUUUUGCCAUGCACUGUAAACCUAGACCCCAAACUACGGGAAAUUAUCGCAGACGUUCGUGCUGCAAGAGACCAGAUUAAUAUCGGGGGGCUUGCGUACCCCCCGCUGCCGUUGCACGAAGCUCCUCCCAGGCCACCCUCAGGCUACAGCCAGGCUCCGUCUGUCUGUUCGUCGUCCACCUCCUUCACCGGGCCAUUCGGAGGCGGGGUUGUGUCGCCGCAGCCUCACAGCAGCUACUACAGCGGCCUGACGGGGCCACAGCAUCCGUUCUACAACAGGCCAUUCUUUGCCCCCUACCUUUACACGCCAAGGUAUUACCCUGGCGGGUCCCAACAUCUCAGCUCACGUCCAUCAGUAAAACCGAAUGUGCCCAGAGAUCAGAGCAAUGGCCUAGGACCGGGUCCCGCUGCGGGGGCAGUGUCACUGAACUCGAUGAAUGUGGAUGCAGUGUGCGAGAGGCUGACGCAGAUCGAAGGGCUGGACCAGAGCAUGCUGCCGCAGUACUGUGCAACCGUCCGGAAGGCAAACAUAAACGGCCGUGUGCUAGCUCAGUGUAACAUUGAUGAACUGAAGAAAGAAAUGAAUAUGAAUUUUGGAGACUGGCAUCUUUUUAGAAGCACAGUGCUGGAGAUGAGAAACGCAGAGAGCCAGGCGGGGCCGGAGGACCCCCGCGUGCUCGGCGAGAGCGGCAGCGGCGGCCCGGCCCCUCACGGGGAGGCGGCCCGGCGGUCCGCGCACAGUGAGCUGCCUCACGGCGAGCUCGCCAUCCAGGCCCCCUACACGCUCAACUUCAGCUUCGAAGAGCUCAACACGCUCGGCCUCGAUGAAGGCGCCCCGCGGCACAGCAAUCUCAGUUGGCAGUCACAAACUCGCAGAACCCCAAGUCUUUCGAGUCUCAAUUCCCAGGAUUCCAGCAUUGAAAUUUCAAAGCUUACGGAUAAGGUGCAGGCUGAGUAUAGAGAUGCCUAUAGAGAAUAUAUUGCUCAGAUGUCGCAGUUAGAAGGGGGGACAGGCUCCGCAACAAUGAGUGGCAGGUCCUCCCCACACAGCACAUAUUACAUGGGUCAGAGUUCGUCGGGGGGCUCCAUCCAUUCCAAUCUGGAGCCAGAGAAAGGGAAGGAUGGUGACCCAAAGCAGGAUGAUGGAAGGAAGGCAUUUUUGAUGAAGAGGGGAGACGUUCUAGACUACUCAUCGUCAGGGGUUUCCACUAACGAAGCGUCGCCCCUGGACCCCAUCACUGAGGAGGACGAGAAGCCCGAGCAGGCGGGCGGCAAGCUCCUCCCGGGCCGCAAGUGCUCGGAAAGGCCGAGCCUGUUCCAGACCGACCUGAAGCUCAAGGGAGGCGGGCUGCGCUACCAGAAGCUUCCAAGCGACGAAGACGAGUCUGGGCCGGAAGAGUCGGAUAACACCCCGCUGCUCAAAGACGACAAGGACAGGAAGGCGGAAGGGAAGGAGAGGGCGUCCAAGUCUCCGGAGCACAGCGCCGAGCCCGUCAGAACCUUCAUUAAGGCCAAGGAGUACUUGUCGGACGCCCUCCUGGACAAGAAAGACUCGUCCGAUUCCGGGGUGAGGUCCAGCGAGAGCUCCCCCAACCACUCCCUUCACAAUGAGGCCACGGACGACGCCCAGCUCGAAAGGGCGAACCUCAUAGAGCUCGAGGACGACGGCCACAGCGCGAAACGGGGGCUGCCACACAGCCUGAGUGGCCUGCAAGACCCAGUGAUGGCUCGGAUGUCCAUUUGUUCCGAAGACAAGAAGAGCCCUUCCGAAUGCAGCUUGAUAGCCAGCAGCCCCGAGGAAAACUGGCCCGCGUGCCAGAAAGCCUACAACCUGAACCGGACACCCAGCACCGUGACCCUGAAUAACAACAGCGCCCCAGCGAACAGAGCCAAUCAGAACUUCGACGAGAUGGAGGGGGUCAGGGAGACUCCCCAGGUCGUGCUGAGGCCUGCUUCCAGUUCCAGCUCGACGGCUCUUCAGAAUGAAAAUCUGAAAAGCGUGACGCACAAGCGAGGCCAGCGGGCCAGUUACACGAGGCUCUCGAAGGAGUCUUCAGAGCUCCACGCAGUGGCCUCUCCCGAGAGCGCCGGCUUCGGAGAAGAGAGAGAAAGCAUUCUUUAAGAAAGGCUCCCAGGAGUAGAUGGUGUUCCCGUACCCCUGUGACAGAGCUGACCUGAGUUUCGCGGUGACGCCGUCCGUGCUCGUCAUCUUUGUACGUCACCCACAGAUAGUAAUGGAUGCGAGGGCCUCUGGAAAAACACACGUGCUGUACCUCAGGAACGCACUAGAAAGGGCGGCUCAUCGACCAGCCUCCGUCGUCUUUGUAAUUAGAACCUUUCAUUGUGACAACUUGUUCUUAUACCUGUCAUUGGCACAUAACCCCAUAAAAAUGUUUGGGACAGGAUCUGAGUGUGAAGAUAGGUCAGAAAUAUUUUAUUAAACAUAAAGGGUUUAAUUUGCCAAAGAAAAGAAAAAGCUCAAGACCCCUUUUGUAGAACAUUCACUCAUCAGGUAUUUGAGGGAAGACGUGGUGUUAGGUGAACCAGAGGCAGAUUUUGCUCUUAAGGGUAAAAAAAAGAUGAGAAUCGACAGGUUAUGGAGUAGCCCAGAGACUAAAGGUAAAUUGAGAACCAAGGCUCUACUGUAUAAAAUAGACAAACUGCUUACCAAAGCGUUUAAAAAUUUUAAGUAGGAAAUACAUGGUAAAGAGGACUUUAAAACUGAUAAGAAAGUGAGCCGAAGGUACAGAGAGCAUCGCCCCAGUGACUGGGCCAUUCCGAGUGGCUGGGAGAGUGGCCUGCGUGGAGGGCCGAUAACCUCCCUGUGACCUGGACGCUCCUCUGUCCAGUCCCAGACCCGGCUUCAAGCGCCAUCCACCUUCCGAGAAGCCACCCGGCUCGCUCUGUGACUUUUAAAUUGUGUGCCCAACUUUUCUUAGCCUACCAGUGAAGGGGAAAAAACACGCAUUCUUUCUGUAGAGAAUCAGAGAAAACGUGCGCGAUAAUAGUCACUACUAAAUAUUCAUGGAAUGAGAGAAUGAGGAAAUUACAUCAGAAAGGUCAGCGACAAUUGACAAACGGUCAGGAGACAGUUAAUUAGUUAAAACUAAGACAUUGGCUUCUAUACCAGGCCAUUCAUCUACUUCAUCUAUGCCUGAAUCAGCACGUUCAUUCUGGGGGAGGAGCGUAAGAGAGGGGACACUUGAAGUUUAAAAACGUAACAGAGCAAGGGUAGAAGAAGAGAAAACUGAUGAGACGUUUUGUUCAUUGUUAGCAGAGUUAGGAGAGUGAACAGCGCUUAAGUGUUCUGUGGACUAGAAGUGGGCCCUGUCCUCACGCGCCGGACUUUUUCGCUGUUUUAACGUAGCUUAUUUAUGUAGAAUUAAUUCUGGCAGUGUAUCGUCAGUCACGUAUAAGGUUGUAGACGGUGAGAUUGCAGAUGUGUAAUUACUUAAACUUAGUGUUACAUGUGUAAUGGUUUUCACUUAACCCGUUUUUAUGAAUAUGCUGAAUAAGUUAUUUACUUGACCAGUCUUUGCAUUAAAUAGUUGCUCUUUUGGGUUUCAUUGCCUUGAUCUUUGAGUGUGAUCUAACAUUUUCAUAAAAUACUUAUUUUGCAUGAUCUUAACAAAUGUUUUAGCCAAUUAAAAUAUGGCAGGAUGUUAUUGACAUAUAUUGAAAUGCUAACAUUUUUGUAUUUAUAGUGUUAUUAGUUUGCAGUGUUGUAUAAUUAGUAAUUAUUUCAGAGGCAAUAUUUCGUUCCUUUUCAGGUGAGUAGAUGCAGCUGAAUACUGUAGUGUAAUACUGUUUGUGAUGUUAAUACUAGAGUACUAAGUGUACAAAUAGCUUUAGAAAAAAAUAAAACAUUGCAUGUUAUUCUGA
Molecule: messenger RNA, 6998 nt
Organism: Pteropus alecto (black flying fox)
Lineage: Eukaryota; Metazoa; Chordata; Mammalia; Chiroptera; Pteropodidae
Gene: KIDINS220
Product: kinase D interacting substrate 220
Exons: 28
Coding region: 133-5238 (1701 amino acids)
Molecular function (GO): protein binding
Source: RefSeq, a predicted model, not a curated record